This is a messenger RNA of Argiope bruennichi, 1024 nucleotides long. RefSeq lists its product as uncharacterized. Gene Ontology annotation, molecular function: molecular adaptor activity; guanyl-nucleotide exchange factor activity. Gene Ontology annotation, biological process: positive regulation of MAPK cascade; regulation of receptor recycling; cellular response to amino acid stimulus. Gene Ontology annotation, cellular component: late endosome membrane; membrane raft; lysosome. Lineage: Eukaryota; Metazoa; Arthropoda; Arachnida; Araneae; Araneidae. The record is from RefSeq and is a predicted model, not a curated record. The coding region runs from base 134 to 634 and encodes 166 amino acids. The transcript has 5 exons.
UGACAAUGUUUGUGUGAUGUUAUCGCAGCUUAUAAAGUCAGUCAACCCCCGUAUGUCAUUCUUUUCGUGUUCUUAUAAUGAUUUUAUAAUCGGUACUUUUAUUUUGUUCAUUUUUAAGCAAAUUUAUUAAACCAUGGGAUCUAUAUGCAGUUUAUGUUGUGGUAACAGUGCUGAUGACAUAUAUGAGGAUGAACAUAAUGACAAAACAAAUCUAUUGGGAAACCCUGUUGGAGAAAGCACAAGGUCAGCUAGUCAAAAUAUAUCUAAUAAACAUGCCACAAAUGGUGUUGGAGACCAUCAAGAAAAAUUGAAUAGAAUUUUGCAAAAAACGGCAAACAGCUACAUUGAUGUGCCAGCCUUAAAUUCCUCUGUGGAACAAACAACAGAUAAAACCAAAGACUAUGAAUCUAAAAUUCGAGAAAAUUUAAAAAAGCAUGAAUACACAGAGAAAUCUAACCUGUUAGAAGAUACACCACAAAUAGAGAGAACAUUAUCUGGAGAGCCAUUAUCACAAGAUGAUUGCAAAAUGGUUAAAGAAGUCAGUUCAUCAAUUUUGGAUGCUCUCCAGUCUAUACAGGUCACAAAUUCUGAAAAUCUUGUUAUACCAUUUAAUGCUCCAAAGGAUAACCCAUGAAAUUUUUAGAAAAUUUCUUUUGUGCAAUGCCAUAAUGUCCCUAUAUACAAUCUCAUAGAAUGUGAUACAGUAUUCUGUAAAUAUUUAAUCAUGUGUAUAUAUAGAAUAGAUUCUAAUUUUAUACUACUAUAUUCAGUUGUAAAGAGUUUUAACUUUUGUACUUGAUGAUUGAUUUGUAAUUUUUUGAAUUGACUGUACAAAUAAGAAUUUCUUUUUUGUAUUCUAAAGCACUUAAAUGUUGUACAGCUCUGUGAUGUUUAUUUCCAUUGUUGCUUAUGAUCUUACCGUUCCAAUUUUAUUGAACUUCAAACUGUGUUAACAUAUCUUUAAUCUUAUUUUGUGCCUUUUUGCAUAUUUUCAGUAAUAAACUAUUAAAUUGUUUUUUGAAAA